This is a messenger RNA of Venustampulla echinocandica, 936 nucleotides long. RefSeq lists its product as uncharacterized. The transcript has a single exon. Gene Ontology annotation, molecular function: sulfur dioxygenase activity. The record is from RefSeq and is a predicted model, not a curated record. Bases 1 to 936 code for a protein of 311 amino acids. Lineage: Eukaryota; Fungi; Ascomycota; Leotiomycetes; Helotiales; Pleuroascaceae. Gene Ontology annotation, biological process: glutathione metabolic process; hydrogen sulfide metabolic process.
AUGGUCAACAAACCAGACAUAUAUGCAUGUUUCGAGGCCGUUACCGCAACUUGGCAAUACAUAGUUGCUGAUCCUCAAACUCGGGACGCUGUGGUAAUCGACUCGGUCCUAGACUUCAACCCGGCCUCGAAUCAAAUCAGUACCGACACCGCCGAUGGUCUUCUCGGGCUCAUCUUGGAAUAUAACCUCACCGUUACCCGAAUCCUCGAAACCCAUGCACAUGCAGACCAUCUCACCGCUGCUACCUACCUCCAACAAAAGCUAGUCAGUCAAGGAAGGCCACGUCCAGAAAUCUGCAUCGGAGAACGAAUUGCAGAGGUUCAAGCAACCUUUGCUUCUAAAUACAAGAUCAACGGCUCCCAGCUGGUCAACGUGUUUGACAAGCUCUUUCAAGAUAAUGAGGAGUUUAUGAUUGGGGAGAUUCGCGCAAAAGUCUUGCAUCUCCCAGGUCAUACCCCUGAUCAUGUCGGAUAUCUGAUCGGCGAAAACGUCUUUACUGGAGACUCCAUAUUCAAUCCAGAUGUUGGGUCAGCAAGGGCUGACUUCCCGGGAGGAUCUGCAACUGCACUCUACUCUUCUACCCAAACACUCUUAGGCCUACCAGAAACUUAUCGUCUCUAUGUAGGACACGAUUAUCCCCCAGAGGCGCGUUCCAAGAAUGAUAUAGGAGAGAAGCACAAACCUUAUACGACUGUUAAGGAGCAGCGCGAGGGAAAUAAGCAUGUUAAGGAGGGCACGAAAGAGGAGGAAUUUGUCAAGUUUAGAUCAGAGAGAGAUGCAGUCCUUGGAGAGCCAAGAUUGCUGCAUCAGUCUCUUCAGUUCAACAUUCGGGCUGGAAAGCUACCAGAAGCUACGGAAAGCGGUGAUAUCUUUCUGCGAAUCCCUGUCAAGGCUUCAAAGGAGUUUAUGAACUUAAUGCGGGGGCCAAAGUUGUAG